Aquila chrysaetos chrysaetos is the source of this 2482-nucleotide messenger RNA. RefSeq names its product TLR adaptor interacting with endolysosomal SLC15A4 (gene TASL). The coding region runs from base 363 to 1241 and encodes 292 amino acids. The transcript has 3 exons. Gene Ontology annotation, biological process: regulation of toll-like receptor signaling pathway. The record is from RefSeq and is a predicted model, not a curated record. NCBI's taxonomy places the organism in Eukaryota, Metazoa, Chordata, Aves, Accipitriformes, Accipitridae.
AGUUUCAUUUAGACAUAAAAGAGGAAGCGAGUUCAGCGUGUUGCAGUUCAGUCAGUUAUAAAACCCCCUCAUCUCCUAAGGGACCUUCUUUCUAUACUUCUGUGCUAUAGAGGAUUAGAAAUAAAACACAUGUCAUCUUAGAAGUGUAUUUAAAAAGGAAAUAAAAACAGAAUGUUGCAUUUUGGGGUAGGACAGACUCACGGGAAGCUUUAAACUGGUUAGAAGACAACGAAUUUUCUGUACCUGGUCAGCUGCUGUAUCCUUGGAGGCUCUCAACACUGCCUAUCAAGACUUCAAUCAGAUUUCUUCGCAGAGCUGGGAACAAUCAGAUUACUGCGACAGCCCUUGCCAACUUCAGAGGGAUGCUGUCGGAAGGUUACCUUUACGGAAUCGCCUACCUUUGUGAAGAUCUGAACCCUGAGCUCUACAGCAAGAGUUCGGCUGAGGAAGUGGUGUAUGAAAUGAAGUCCAUUAAUUAUUCUUCCACGGAUGAAGCACAGGGAAGAAGCUUCCUUCAGAGACGCCGAUCUGCUGGCAGGUGCAUUUCUUCAGUCUGCUCUAGAGGUAGCAAGCACAGCAGAAGGCAGAAGGAUAAUCUGCUUCAGCCGACACAGCACCCCGCGCCCGCUGGGCAGCCGUCUCCAGCUACGCAUGUCUGCCAGGGGCUGGCGAGAAAAGACACCUACCUGGUUCCGUCUUCCUGCAAAAGCAUUUGCAAGAACUACAACGAUUUGCAUAUAGCCGGGGACUACGUGGUGCCGAUUAGCUCAGUCACGACGGAUUUUACCUGCGACAGCGGCCUAGGCCCCUUCUUGGAGUCCUCGGAGAUUCCUCCCGCCAUGGAGUCCAUGAAGGUCCCCAUCUCCAGCGACACCAGCCGAAAGCCGGUCCAAGGCUACUCCUCGUGCUGGCGGCUGGCGAGCUUAGUGCCCCACCAGCAGCCCCUCUCCGACUCAGCCCUCAACGACUACCUCGAACAGAAGCUGGUGGAACUCUAUAAGCAGUACAUCAUGGAUAGCACAGCAAACAGGGCAUCCCCCACUCAGAUCCUGGCCUCGGAGCUUAUCAUGACUAACGUAGAUCAAAUCAGCAUGCAAAUAUCACGGGAGAGGAAUAUGGAGACCACCAAGGCCAAAGACAUUGUCAUUAGCCGCUUCUUACAAAUAGCCAGUGAAAAAAUAUCCUCAGAAAUUAGCACACCCAGUCUGCAUAUUUCCCAAUAUAGCCACACUAACGCAUAGUAUUUGAAUGUCUGCCGUCAGAAGGCUUUUAUGUUCCGCAAAGUCAAUUUUUAGUUUCUUAAGACAAUUUUCUGCUUCAUAAAAAUGCAUCCACCAACUACCACUUAAAUUAAACCUUCCAGUACAUAUUAAGCAAGCAAAAAUAUCUGUCCUGUGCAGGCCCUACUGUGGACCAGAUGAUUUAUUGUUUGGGUUUUUUUUUUUUUUAAAAAGUCUUUCCCUAAAGGCUUAUUUUAGUGAGCCUCAGACAUUAAAAAAGUUUUGUAAAAAAAUGACUAAGGGCAUAUGACGCUCUUCCAGGUGCUCAGGUGUUCGCUUUCUUCCCCACGUGCUUGACAAAUCAUUUCAACUUUCCUCCAUUUGGUGUCUGCAUGAGGCGAAGGCUUAUGCCCACGCAAGCACAAACGCAGUGAUGGCAGAGCCACAGAAAUACAGAAUUUAGGAUGUCAUCUAGUUCAUCUCCCUGCCCCAAACGUCUUUACUUUAUGACAUCCCUCACAGAAGUUUUUAUAAUUUGUUCUUAAAGAUAUUAAGGGAUAGACACUUCACGGUUUCUUCUAUACUAACCCUAAUUAUUUAAUUGGUGUCUUCCUGUUCAAAAGCUACCAUCCCUUUUUGUGAAGCACAAACUCUGUUUCCAAACAGACUUCAUCAGUAGGAGCGUGCGUGUAUACCUGUGGGUUUUGCACUGAACCGAACUAUAACAACGGGCGCUGGUGACCUGGGAUCGCAGACAGAUGUCACCUUUGCCAGCUGCUUACAGACCUGCAGCCGCGGAGUGGUCGUGUAGGGACAGCGAUGAUAGUAAAGGGGGAAAGGGAAGAAGAAUUCAGCUCUGUUAAGAGAAUCACACAUUGAAAAAUAAGGGCUAAUCCAAAGCCCGUUUGAUUAAUGCGAACAGUUCCUUUGAAUGCAGAAGGAAAGCUGAAACGGAUUGCUCAGCAGCAUGGCUGACCCCUCCUUUUGUUAGGAUCAUUGCUGUGUAUCAUAGGUCAAGGUCAUUUGAACCUGAUGUAUUUCUAAUAGGAAGGUCCUUUUUUGUAAAAUUUCACUAAGUCUUAUAGAAGAAGAAGAAGAAGAAGAAAAAAAAAGAUGCCCUCUGGCAAGGAGGGUUACCUACUUCGAGUUUGUAUACUGUAUAACGUAUUGUCAAUGCCAAUCUAUUGUUGGCUGAGUUUCUAAGUAUCAGUAUAAUAUAAAUACUAAUUUAUAAUAAAUAUUCAUAAGAUGUUUUCACGUUA